Molecule: messenger RNA, 387 nt
Organism: Cylicocyclus nassatus
Lineage: Eukaryota; Metazoa; Nematoda; Chromadorea; Rhabditida; Strongylidae
Source: the annotation of a GenBank genome assembly
AUGAAUAUCGAAGACCUUGCCAAAGAUGAAGCCGCGAAAGCAAAACCCCUGAAAAAGAAAGGCUACGACGACGUCGAAAUCAGUGAUUUAUCAAUGUCAUCCGAAAAGAAAGAGUCAAAGGAAAGGAAAUCAACAGAAAAAGACUCAGACCUGAAAAGUGGUGAGAAAACCAAAGAUAAAGAGAAGUCUGGGGAGAAGACACCAGAGAAAUCCGGAGAGGCGUUGGAUAAAUCCGCGGAGCCGGUGCCGAAGAAGGGUGAUAUACCGCCAGAGCAAAAACGGGAACCAUCUCAGGAAGGAGUCGUCCCUUUAUCAAAAUUGGCUGCGGCCACUCCUAAGAAGGUGCCAACAAAGAAAAAGAAACGGAAGUGGUGCACAUGUUUAUAG